AUGGAUGGUAGUUAUCCAACAAGUCUUUUGGGACUAGCAAAUAUUAUUGAAUUGCUUCUAUUAGGUGGUGGUUUUAUUUCUGUAUGUAUUGCAUCAACCGGAUGGGCACAACUCGUUGAUUUAAUAUCAAAAAAUUCUACAACACAGUCGGAUCAAACUGUAUUCUAUGAUGUAGAUGCAUAUUCGGUUAAACAAGCAGAUCAAGCAAUUCUAAUGAUUAUAUUUGGUUUAACAUUAUUCACAUUUUUGGCUCAUAUUCUACUCGGAUUAAGAAAUAAAUUUUCUUGGCGAAGAAUAUCAGUGGGACUUGGUCUACUAUGUAUUUUAUAUAGUCUAUGUUUAUUCGGGAUAUCAGUUGUCGUUGCUUGUUGGGAAGAUAAACUCAGACGAAUAAUGACCAGUACAUAUUUGGGAAAUCAAUUUUGGCCCACACCAAAUGGAAUUGUUAAACCUCAAACUGGAGCAGCAGCUGCAGCAGCCACAUUUGGUUUUGCUGCGUCUGUCCUAUUUUUGGGUGAAUCACUAAUAAGAUUUCGAAAACUUGGCGAUAAAUCGAAUACUUAA
This is a messenger RNA of Didymodactylos carnosus, 564 nucleotides long. Lineage: Eukaryota; Metazoa; Rotifera; Eurotatoria; Philodinida; Philodinidae. The record is from the annotation of a GenBank genome assembly.